Messenger RNA from Penicilliopsis zonata CBS 506.65, 1972 nucleotides. RefSeq lists its product as hypothetical. Gene Ontology annotation, molecular function: monoacylglycerol lipase activity. The record is from RefSeq and is a predicted model, not a curated record. The transcript has 3 exons. NCBI's taxonomy places the organism in Eukaryota, Fungi, Ascomycota, Eurotiomycetes, Eurotiales, Aspergillaceae. Bases 425 to 1834 code for a protein of 469 amino acids.
CGCUGUCAGUUAGCAAAGCCACCUGAGAUUGUGUGUCCUCCUUGCAUUUAUAUCUCGACAGCCGCGGACAGCCCGGCUCAAAGUGAUAUUUCAAGGCGAGAGACUCAAGAGCACAAUAGGUUUCUUGUGGGUGCUAUUAGAAUACACACUGCACUCUGGUGGCCGGAUUUCCCUGCCCCCCUGAAGGAUUCUUCGACUGUGUGAGAAAUAGAGAGAGAGAGAGAGGGGUGAAAGAGGAACAAAGACACGAAGUGAACGACAACGGCGAAGCACGUUGUAUGCCUCAGGCAUAAAUCUGUUGCAAACAAAGCAAACCACAGUGGCAGGCCAACUUCCCCGGAGCAGAACCAGGCAGAAAGUCUUCACCACGGCUCUGCCCUUCUCUUUCUCGAGUUUCGACCGGAACUCGAUCUUUUGUAGGUUCAUGGAGACCGACGUGUGCGCUGCGUCGACCGCCUCUGGUCCGCCCAAGGCCGAUCAUCUCUGUGUCCUGGUCCACGGCCUCUGGGGGAACCCAUCGCAUCUCGAUUAUGUUGCCUCUGCGCUCAGAGAGAGACACAAUGAAGACCGGCUUGUCGUUCUAGCCGUAAAACGGAAUGCCGGGACCUUCACAUAUGACGGAAUCGAGCUUGGCGGUGAACGAGUUGCCCAUGAGAUCGAGGAAACGCUAGAGAAACUGGCAUCUGAAGGGUACAAGAUCAAAAAGCUCAGUGUUGUCGGUUAUUCGCUUGGAGGCCUUGUUGCUCGGUAUGCAUUGGGGUUGCUCGGCGCACGAGGGUGGCUAGACAAGCUGGAACCGGUCAACUUCACGACGUUUGUGUCUCCUCAUGUAGGCGUACGAACCCCUCUCAAGGGCAUCCAGAAUCACAUCUGGAACGUGGUGGGAGCUCGCACGGUUUCCAUGUCUGGGAGGCAGUUAUUUAUGAUCGACACCUUCCGAGACACGGGGAAGCCGUUGCUGAGUGUCCUGGCAGACCCCGAGAGCAUCUUUAUGCAGGCGCUAUCCAAAUUCAAGAACCGGUGUGCAUACGGAAACAUUGUCAACGAUCUCUCGACUGUGUUCUACACGACUGGGAUCACCAAAUUCGAUCCGUUCCGUGGAGACUUGGACGAUAUCAAAUUCAACUAUGUCAAGGGCUACGAGCCGGUCAUCAUCAACCCGGAUCAAUACAUCCUACCUGUGGACGAAACAGAAGAUGAGCCCGGCUUUUUUGCCCAGACCUGCCAAAAAUUCACGAAGAUUCUGGGCCAACUGCCCUUUUGGACUUUCAUUACCCUCUUUGUGCCGGUUGCAGCUAGUCUCUUUCUGCUCAACUCAGUUAUACAGAAUUUCCUCAGCCGCCAACGCAUCCGUCUCCACGAAACAGGCAAGGCGGGCGCUAUCUUUGGAGGCUACAGGGUCCCUCUUCUUGUCCAGAACGUCCAGCAAGCGGUGGAAGACGUCUUUGAGAACGUCAACUCCCGCCAAGACCCGGCAUAUCUCUCCGAUACAAACAAGAAACCUGGCGGGCGACGAGCAUCGCUUCGACGUGUGUCGAUGGGAAAGCCCAUGCCUAAUGGAGGAGAGGAAAAGGGCACAGCCGUUGCGAGCACAGAAGAGGCAGCCGAUGAGAUGGGAACGAGCACGACGCAGGAAUUUCCCACCCUUGCUCUGACAUCAGCUCAGCUCGCGAUCGUCGAUUCCCUGAACGCGCUUGGCUUCCGCAAAUACCCCGUCUACAUCCACAACAACCGACAUAGCCACGCGGCGAUCAUUGUUCGGAUGCCCAAGAAGGGAUUUGAGGAGGGGAAGAUUGUGGUCAAGCACUGGCUCGACCGCGAGUUUGAGGUCUAAUUGCCUCUUGCUUCUUGACACAUCUCUUCCCCCCUCUUCUUUCUCACCCGGACCGCAGUACUCCGUUAGAAGAAAAAAAACCCCUCAAAAAGCAAAAUCGGCAAUAAACGGAACUAGGUACCUACCUAGUAGGUACCU